AUGGUGCACACACUUUCUCUAAUGGCUUCUCACAUCUACCCUUCACCCCUUGCCUUCCCCACAACACAUGUCAAGGAGUGUCAAACUUUUGCACCUUCUUCUUUAGCAAAACCAGAUAUGCUCAAUUGUCAGUAUCCUUUUCUUAACUCAAGUCCAUUUGGAGAGCCCGUUAAAACCCGAAAAAAUUGGUUUGAUGAAACUCAGUUCGUCAAUGUUGAUUCCUCGCCCCAAUGGCAUGUAUCAAUUGAUGCACAAGAAUCCUAUUCAAAUGCAGUACUUUUAGGCUUUGGCAUUGUUGAGCAAUCCAUUAAUGAACCUCACCAACCAUUCUCAUCUGACUCGUCGUCUCUUUUAUACCUUAAUGACAAAUUCAACAUCAAGAAACCUUUUCUAUAUUUUCUUCAAGAUUCCGCACUUACUUCAAAGGUUACGGUUCAUCUUGAUGGCCAAAUCAAAUUUAUGGGUGCUGAAAUUCAGAUGAAAGAUCUUCUUCCUGUAGUUGCUGAGUCAUAUUUGUCAAAGAGAUUACAUAAGGGUGAAAGGCUCUCAGUGCUUGUUCCACACUUCAGCAGGGUGAAUAUCAGCGAAGCAGAAGUACAGAGUCAUUCAUCUACAAUGAAGAUCAAAGCUACCUUAACUGCUCCUUUAAGGAGUCCUGAGAAAGUCAAACUCAAACCAUCAAAAAAAAGAUCAUAA
This is a messenger RNA of Vicia faba (fava bean), 696 nucleotides long. Lineage: Eukaryota; Viridiplantae; Streptophyta; Magnoliopsida; Fabales; Fabaceae. The record is from the annotation of a GenBank genome assembly.